Solanum dulcamara is the source of this 970-nucleotide messenger RNA. RefSeq lists its product as uncharacterized. Bases 189 to 491 code for a protein of 100 amino acids. The transcript is spliced from 4 exons. NCBI's taxonomy places the organism in Eukaryota, Viridiplantae, Streptophyta, Magnoliopsida, Solanales, Solanaceae. The record is from RefSeq and is a predicted model, not a curated record.
UGCCCAUAAUGUUCAAGACAUUUAGAAAACACACAACCUUUAUUUAGUAAAACCCAACACACUCGCCCGUCUCCGAUGAACACCCAUUGAUAUCCGACAUUGCCGGUGUAAUCUUGCUAUUUAGGUUUUCUCAUUACAGUGAUUCAGCUUUUGCCUGAAAUUGAUCUUCGACAUCGGAAGAAGUUCAGAUGAGUUCAGAAAAACAAUCACGAAGAGCAUUGUCAUGCGUCCCUUACUUCGAUGCACUCUGGUUCUGCUACUCUCCAGUCCAUCAGAUGCAGCAGUACUAUAGACUUGGUGCCCUUGAUAAUUGUAGUCAGAAAUGGAAUGGUCUUAUUGAUUGUCUGACUUUAAAAACCAAAAGGUCUUCUGAAGUAGAGAAAAUUUUGGAAGCACGCGAGAAAGCGAAGCCUCACCUUUGGUCAACACGAACCCCAGAAGAAGCCGCGGCUCAUUGGAGAGAACUCUUUGGCCAUCUAGAUGAAGAGUAAAAUUCUAAGACCUUUUCAUCAGACAUUUCAACAAUGAGGAUUUUUACUAUACUAUGUCCUUGUUUAGACUCGAAACGAUACAACAAUGGAAGAUCCUAAGAAGAGUCCGGAAUUUGAAUGACGGGCGGAAAAAAAAAUAGACCAAAAUAAAGGCCAAAAAAAGGUAGCCAAAUCACCUAUAGCGCAUGAAAUUCAUGCGCUAUGUAUGAAUUGACCGGCGUCUAAAGUUAAAGUCCGUCAGCCAGCUGAUUUUUUUUUAAUAUUAUAAGUAGAUAAUUCAGAAAAUUCAUGUGUUAUGCAUCAAUCUCAUUUGCAUAGCCUAUUUUAUUUUUGCUAGCUAUAAACCCUUUAACUAGCAUGGUUUCACUCUUUACGAGGAGCGUAUAUAUUUAGUGUAAUCACACAAAAUGAGAUUUGAGGAGGAUGACGUAUAUACAACCCUACUCCUACCUUUAAUAGAUUGUUUGCGAUAAAUCUCA